Salvelinus fontinalis (brook trout) is the source of this 5058-nucleotide messenger RNA. RefSeq names its product spindlin-Z-like. The record is from RefSeq and is a predicted model, not a curated record. The coding region runs from base 139 to 852 and encodes 237 amino acids. Lineage: Eukaryota; Metazoa; Chordata; Actinopteri; Salmoniformes; Salmonidae. Gene Ontology annotation, biological process: gamete generation. The transcript is spliced from 5 exons.
UUUUCCCACGGAAGUAUCCUCCCAUUUUCCAUAGGUUUCGCAAGGUUUGCAUUGACGGUAGUGUGCGUUUCUCUGUUGGAAGAAUUUAGUCGUUUUGGCAUGACAUUCGUGUACAGCAGUAUUUGAAUUUUUGGAGGCAUGUCCAAGAAAAGGGGCAGAAAGCGGAGUAGCGGGGAGCUGAGUGACACCACAGUGAUGACCCCUGACCCCAACAGUCUCCUGGGAGUGAGAAUACAACACAACUGGAGGGAGAAGGGCAGCCAGAGCAAAUGGAAAGGCACCGUCCUGGACCGUCUCAGUGUCAACCCCUCACUAUUCAUGAUCAAGUACGACGGGUUUGACUGCGUCUACGGCAUCGAGCUAUUCAAGGACGAAAGGGUGUCUAAUCUACAGGUCCUCACGGAGAAACUUGUCAACAACAAGAUCAAGGUUCCUCACGGGGCAGAGGAUUUGGUAGGCAAAGCGGUGGAGCACCUUUUUGAGAAGGAGGAUGGAGAGAAGAACGAGUGGCGAGGCAUGGUCCUCUCCAGGGCUCCCAUCAUGACUAACUGGUAUUACAUCACCUAUGAGAAGGACCCCGUGCUCUACAUGUACCAGCUGUGGGACGAUUAUGCCGAGGGAGAUCUCAGGAUCUUACCUGAAGCAGAAAAUAAACACUUGCUUCCGGCCGACCGAAAGCCCGGCGAGGAGACUGAGAGUCUCGUGGGUAAGCAGGUUGAGUAUGUUACUGACAAAGGUGUGAAGCGAACAGGCCUAGUGAUCUACCAAGUCCCUGCCAAGCCUUCUGUAUACUACAUCAAAUAUGACGAUGACUUUCACAUCCAUGUCUACGACCUGGUCAAGACCACAUAGGACACUUGUUUACUCCCAUCGCUUACUUUUCACUUAUCCUCCUCUCUUGAUCUCUCUAAAGGCCCUGGAGGGUUUAACAGUUAUGCUUUGUCAUUCAGGAAGUGCAAUCUAUUAGUCCACAUUGAAUCUAGUUCUAUGAUAUGCACAGCAGAACUGUAGCAAUGCUAUUGUAGGCCAUUAGGAGGAGGGUGGGAACGUGUACACUUGGAAGGACCUUUUUACCCUCCCCACUUCUUUGGUUACCCCAUUUCGUGGUUGUGCUCCACCAUAGACUCACAUCUUGGACAGUUCAGGAGUGCACCUUGCCCUAUGAUAGACUCACAUCUUGAACAGUCCAGAAGUGCACCUUGCCCUAUGAUAGACUCACAUCUUGAACAGUCCAGAAGUGCACCUUGCCCUAUGACAGACUCACAUCUUGGACAGUCCAGGAGUGCACCUUGCCCUAUGACAGGCUUACAGUAUAGUGCAAGAAUGACCACAUUUCAAUUGUCUCCCACAUCCUGAUGCUUAAUUCAAAGCAGAACUGAAUUAUAUAUUAUAAAACUAAAAGCUGUCCCCAGUAGCCAUUCAUAUUUGGUCCUUGAAUGACCAAACAGCGAGCAUGAUGUAUAAGUGAAUCUUUGUAGAGACUAGUUUGAGCUGUUUUGUUCAGUGGUGUUAGCUUUGAAAGUGAAAUGCAGUAAGCUGUGAUGCCCCUGAAAGCAUCAUUACAUUUUUUUGUUGUCUUUAUUAAUAGACAACUAACUUUGUUUGAUUUGUGUCAGUCAGUUCAUAGACAAUCAUUCCUUGAUAAACCCACAAUGCUAUCAUUGGAUUCAUAGCACUGGGUUGCACUGGCCUAGGAGUAGUGUAUAGCAGUGUCUCCCAACUCCAGUCCUCGAGUACCCCCAACAGCACACCAUUUUGUUGUUGGCCCGAACAAACUCAUCUGAUUCAACUCAUUGAGGGCUUGAUGAUUAGUUAACCAUUGGAAUCUGUGUGCUUAUCCAGGGCUACAACAAAAAUGUUUGCUGUUGGGGUUAUUGGACGACUGAAGUUGAGAAGCACUGCUGUGUGGUGAUGGUUCAAACACUAUUUUGAACUGCCUAAUAUAACAUUCAUAAUGCUGAAUCAAGACUUGUUAGAAACAAGGAAUACAGGUCUUCAUAAAGUUAGGGCCAGGAGUUUUUCCUUGACCACACAACCUGAUGAGUUGUCCAGAUCAGGGAAACUCCUGGCCCUAACAGUACCUGACAUGUUCAAAACAUCCUCAGACUGUAUGAUUAGCUUGAGGAGUAGAAUAGAGGCAGGGCUUCACUACAUUCUGAUCUUCAAUAGAAAGCAAACAAGCAUCAUAAAGUGCCUUCAGGCUGAUCAUGUUGCCAUACUCUAUAUAUUUGCUAACCUCUCACAAUUUUAUUCUGUUUAAUGUUAAAGCCACUAUUUGGUCAGUAUUAGUAAAAGUAAAAAAUGCUCGAAAGAAACAAACUUGUCAAAGACUGCGUGACAAGGUUGUUGCUAUUGUCUGUUUGUAUUUGAGAAUGUGUGCAAUGUUGGCAGUUACUGCAGUAUACAAUAAUUUCCCCUAAUAUAACAUCCAUGACCAACAACAAGUGGUAUAUUGUAGCAAUGGGAAACCAUAAUGGUAAAACGCAUGGAGAAAAUAAAACAUUUAUAACACGGCAUACAGUAUUUAUUCUGUAACUUUAGAUUGUGUUGUAAAUGUAUGCUGUUGUGAUUACUCCCGUUAUAUUGUAAAUAUCACAUUGAAACACCAGCUUUUACAACCCAUCUACAAAUCUAACCUAGAGAAAUGCAGCAAAGACAGCUUCCAAAAAAUCCUUAGGCCUGGUCCCUUGAGAGGAAAAAUACAAGUUUUCACUUUUUAAUCUUAUUUUAAAGACUUGGGAGCUACACUCCAUAAUGUAAUCACAGGAAGUCCAAAACUAAAAUGGACUGGCUAGGAGAAUUCAGAUUUACAGUCAGUCUCCUGUCCUACUCACCACUCCAGGGUAUCCAGUCUAUCUCUUUACACAGUACAUUGGUCCAUGGUGCAUAAGGGUCAUUGUACUUAGGCUGUGUUUAGACAGGCAGCCCAAUUCUGAUCUUGUUUUUCACUAAUUGUUCUUUUGACCAAUCAGAUUAUCUCUGAAAAAGAUCUGAAAGGAUCUGAUGUGAUUGGUCAAAAGUCCAAUUAGCGGGGGGAAAAUACUGAAUUGGGCUGCCAGUAAAAAUGUAGCCUUUUAUUGUCAGAUUUGCAUGCAUAACUUGAAUGUAACCAAGCAUAUUGGUUAUGACAGUUGCAGAGGUAUAAUAUGAUAUAUCUGGCAGAUAAUUUUGUGGCAGUCUUUGCAGUCCAAUUUUAGUAAAAUGUUUAGCUUGAAAAUGUGACUGUAAAAAAACUAAAUUGUCAGGGCUUAUCUAUAGACGGGUUAGCUGACGUCAAGAAAACGAUGUGCAGGCUUCAAUGGGGCAGAAGACAGUGUGUUGUGAUUCUGGAUGGUCAGAUAGCUAGCAACAAUGACAAGAACCUGCCACGUUUGGAAUCUGUAGGUGGCUCGUUUUAUCUAGUUCUUGAUACCAUUUCUUGUUUUAAGGCAUUUUGACUGAUGUCACAUCUAUGCUAAUAAUCUGUAACGUUAUAUUUGAGGGACAAGUGUAUGGGGUCAAUUUCACGCUAUAUGUAUUGAAUUUAAAAAAUGUAAAAACGUGAACAUGAAAAAUAAAGUUGAGAAUGUUAACAUAUUUUCGAGAACAGGUGAAAUAAUAGAUGUUGAGAUCAAAAACCAAACAAUUGAAAGCAAAAUGUAUAGAAUUAUAAACAAAAAUAAUACAUCAAAAACUUUUAAGCGAAUAAUUUUAAAGCGAGAGCAAAACUCUAUGACAAAUGUUUUAUUUAUUUAUUUGAAAACGAAUGCAUAAAUAGUUUUCGGUUAAAUUUUCAACCAAUCCUAUUGGAUACAUUUUGCCUACGCUCUUGCCUGCAUGUGCUACCUUUUUGUUGCGCAACUCGUAUCUUUGCUUUUGAUGUCAGUUUCUUUGCUUUCACUACCAGUCUUUUCGAUUGCAAGUUUUGGCAUUAUUUUUCUGUGAAGGGCGGGGUUUAGAGGAACAUGAUAGACAGGCUUUUUUUCUAUUACCUACUUAGGUAGACGGUCUGAGGUCACCUGGUUUUAGGGUUUUAGCUAACGUACUUUAAAAUUGUCAGUCACGGGUAAAUAAUGUACGGAUAUUAGAAGCAUGUCUAUCUAAUACAUUUAAUGACAAACCAUCUAACUACUUAGGUAAACAUAUGACUUACCUGUUGCGCAGGUGUUGGUAACUGGUUCGCCAUACACCUGCGCCAAACGUUGUGCAACAGGUAAGUCAUAUGUUUACCUAAGUAGUUAGAUGGUUUGUCAUUAAAUGUAUUAGAUAGACAUGCUUCUAAUAUCCGUACAUUAUUGACCCGCGACGGACAAUUUUAAAGUACGUUAGCUAAAACCCUAAAACCAGGUGAUGUCAGUCCGAAUACUUACAGACUUUUUUUCUAUUACCUACUUAUCAUGUUCAUUGAUUGGGUUAAGACGAACCGUCACUUCAAAACUAGUGGACCAAUGGAGACUCAUUGUCUACACCUCCCUCUAAUCCCCGCCCUUCACGGGAAAAUAAUUUCAAAACUCGCAAUUGAAAAGACUGGUAGUGAAAGCUAAGAAACAGCCAACAAAAGCAAAGAUACGAGUAGUGUAAGAGCGUAGGCAAAAUGUAUUCAACAGGAUUGGUUGCUGGGAAAGUAUAACCGAAAACGAUUUUUGCAUUCUUUUUCAAAUAUAUAUAUUUUUUACCAUUUGUCAUAGUUAUCCUCUCGCUUUAAAAUGAUUUGCCUACAAGUUUUGGGGUUUUGCUUUUGAUGUCUUAUUUUAGUUUACAAUUCUAAUCAUUUCGCUUUCAAUUGUUUGGUUUUUAAUUUCAACAUCCAUUAUUUCACCCGUCCUCGAAAACAUGUUCACAUUCUCAACUUUAUUUUUCAUGUUCACGAUAUAUUUUAUUUUGAAUUCAAUACACAUGGCGUGAAAUUGACCCCAUACAAGUGCUCAUUGUUCACAUUUAUGUUUUCAAUAAACAUUGGAGACAAAAUAUAGUUUGUCAAAAAUUUUGUUGCUAAACAACAAACCUAUCAAUGCUACUUGUAUCACCACCAUUUGUGUUGUGGUGUUUCUAUGUACAGUAAAAUGAAACUCCAAAAGA